Panicum virgatum (switchgrass) is the source of this 1145-nucleotide messenger RNA. RefSeq names its product LOB domain-containing protein 12-like. NCBI's taxonomy places the organism in Eukaryota, Viridiplantae, Streptophyta, Magnoliopsida, Poales, Poaceae. The transcript is spliced from 2 exons. Bases 318 to 914 code for a protein of 198 amino acids. The record is from RefSeq and is a predicted model, not a curated record.
AAGAAGCCAUGGAACCAUACACACUGCGUGCCCUAGCUACCACUACAGCUAGCCCCUAUACACAUGCUUAGAAAGGUCAUUAGCUGAUAGAUCAGCAUGACAAUGCAAUACUAAACACAAAUAAUUUAUCAUGUUUGUCGUGACCCGCUAGUUAGCGGAGGCUUUAUUUGUUCCUCUCUGGCUCUAUAAAAGAGGAGGCUAUGCACCCGGCAGUCUCCCCCUCUUCUUUCCUUCCAUCCCUUUGCAAUUAGAUAAUCAUCAUCCAUCCUCUUUUCACUGCACGCUCGCUCUAGAGCCCUGCUGUGAGGUUGGCAUCCAUGGCCGGGAGCGGGAGCAGCAGCAGCAGCAGCAGCAGCAGCUCGUCGCCCUGCGCAUCGUGCAAGUUGCUGCGGCGGCGGUGCACCCAAGAGUGCGUGUUCGCGCCCUACUUCCCUCCUGAGGAUCCUCACAAGUUUGCCAUCGUCCACAAGGUCUUUGGCGCCAGCAAUGUCAGCAAGAUGCUUCAGGAGCUGCCUGCUCAGCAGAGGGCGGAUGCGGUGAGCAGCCUGGUGUACGAGGCCAACGCACGGAUGAGGGACCCGGUCUACGGCUGCGUCGGCGCUAUCUCCUACCUCCAGCAGCAGGUUUCCCAGCUCCAGGUGCAGCUCGCCCUUGCCAAGGCCGAGAUCCUCUGCGUCCAUGCAACUGCUUCAUCAUCACCAUCAUCGCCAUCGCAACAACGUCAGCAGCAGAUCAUGGAAAGCGAGGCUUAUGUUAGUAGCUUGCUCAUGCAAAAUACCCUGAUGAACAGCAGUAGUGCCGCUCAUCAUCAGCAGCAGAUGUUGGGCAGCAGCUUGGGUUCCUCGGGGAGCACUGCAACUGCUGCAAUGAUGCUGCAGGAGGCGUGCCUCAAGAAAGAGUCCCUCUGGGCGUGAACUUAUAUUUCUGCCCACUUCUGUUAUUUUCCGAAAAGAUGGGAAAUUGAUACAUACAGGCCGAGAUAAUUGGGGCAUCACAUGAGCAUCAUAACCUCUCCAUUUUUACUCAAAGCUAGAUUAAGAGUUAAUAAGGCAAAACCGAUAGAUCUGCUUGUAAAGAUAGAUCAAACCUUUUUUUGUUGAGAGUCAGAGAUGUGAAUACAGUACAUACGCGUGUGUUUGGAUUCA